Molecule: messenger RNA, 1404 nt
Organism: Arabidopsis thaliana (thale cress)
Lineage: Eukaryota; Viridiplantae; Streptophyta; Magnoliopsida; Brassicales; Brassicaceae
Gene: IMPA-8
Product: importin alpha isoform 8
Exons: 10
Coding region: 1-1326 (441 amino acids)
Biological process (GO): protein import into nucleus
Cellular component (GO): cytoplasm; nuclear envelope
Molecular function (GO): nuclear import signal receptor activity
Source: RefSeq, marked reviewed
AUGGCUUGGAAAACAGAGGUGAACGAAGUUUCAGAUGAUAUAAUCGAUGGUCUUUGGUCAGAUGAUCCUCCAUUACAACUUGAAUCCGUUACCAAGAUCAGACGUAUUACAUCACAGAGAGAUAUAUCUUGUGUGAUACGAUCUGGAGUUGUACCGCGUCUCGUUCAGUUGCUUAAAAAUCAAGUUUUCCCCAAGCUUCAAUAUGAGGUAGCUUGGGCUCUAACAAACAUUGCUGUUGACAAUCCGGGCGUGGUAGUUAAUAACAACGCUGUUCCAGUAUUAAUUCAGCUUAUUGCUUCUCCUAAAGAUUAUGUUCGUGAGCAGGCUAUAUGGACACUGAGUAAUGUUGCUGGUCAUUCGAUACAUUACCGUGACUUUGUUCUUAACUCUGGGGUAUUGAUGCCACUGUUGCGUCUUCUGUAUAAGGAUACUACACUCAGAAUUGCUACUUGGGCUUUGCGUAACUUGUGUCGUGGCAAGCCUCACCCGGCUUUCGAUCAGGUGAAACCUGCUCUUCCUGCGCUUGAAAUACUUCUUCAUUCACAUGAUGAAGAUGUCUUGAAAAAUGCUUGCAUGGCACUAUGUCAUCUGUCUGAGGGUUCAGAAGAUGGAAUCCAAAGUGUGAUUGAGGCUGGUUUUGUCCCAAAACUAGUUCAAAUUCUCCAACUCCCUUCUCCAGUGGUGCUUGUUCCUGCACUUCUUACCAUUGGGGCUAUGACUGCUGGAAAUCAUCAGCAGACACAGUGUGUGAUCAAUAGUGGUGCUUUACCCAUUAUUUCCAACAUGCUUACUCGAAACCACGAGAACAAAAUAAAGAAGUGUGCUUGCUGGGUGAUUUCAAACAUCACUGCAGGGACUAAAGAACAAAUUCAGUCAGUUAUUGAUGCAAAUUUGAUUCCAAUCUUGGUCAAUCUUGCUCAAGAUACUGACUUCUACAUGAAGAAAGAAGCUGUAUGGGCAAUUUCAAAUAUGGCCUUAAAUGGUUCUCAUGAUCAAAUCAAAUACAUGGCGGAGCAGAGUUGCAUAAAACAAUUAUGUGAUAUCCUAGUAUAUUCAGAUGAAAGAACCACCAUCUUAAAGUGUCUGGAUGGAUUGGAAAACAUGUUGAAGGCCGGAGAGGCUGAAAAGAACAGUGAAGACGUGAACCCUUAUUGUCUACUGAUUGAAGAUGCGGAAGGGCUAGAAAAGAUUUCGAAGCUGCAAAUGAACAAAAACGAUGAUAUCUACGAGAAGGCUUAUAAGAUUCUGGUGACGAAUUGGUUUGAAGAGGAUGAUGAGAACAACAACAACAACGUCCGAUGUGAUGAUGUGGACUUUCAGGUGUGAGAGAACCAAAGUUCCAGUUCCUUAUAUGGAAGAUCCCAACACAAUUAUUUGUUAUAGUGAAAAAAAAACAUCUUACAU